AUGGGCAAGAACAAGAAGAAGAGAAAGGACCCCGCGCCUCACGCAAGGAGGGCAGCACCGAGUGAGAGACGACAGGUCAUUUCAUACGAUGACAUCGAGGGAGAAGCUGCGCCGCCCAUCCCACGCCAAAAAGUCUCGUACGGCAGCGACGACAACGACGAUGAAGGCGACCACGCCCCCGACCAGAGACAUGCAGUCGUAUCCAAAGAAGCCUUGAAGGAACGUGAGCGCCCGCAGACAGAUGUCACCUACGGCCAAGUCGGCGCUUUUCCUGGACUGGACCCACGCGACAAGGAUGUCUUCUACGGUCCUGCCAACGAUGGUCUUGACUAUCUACGCAUGGUCAGAUCCGAAGCACGUGGUAUUCCGCACAUCGUUCGCGCUCCGCCUCCCCAACCUCCUCAACCUAUUGACUACGAAGACGAUGACUACGAGGAACACGUCGACGACUACGGCGGCUACUACGAGGAAGAUUCCGAAGGUGAAGAUCAAGAUGGCUGGUAUGAAGAUGGUGCUUAUGUGGCUCCUCCUAUUGCCGCCCCGGUCAUAGGCCCUGUCCAGCCAGGCAUCAAAGCCCAGGAUGCAUUCUACAACUACCUCGAGGCUUGUUUCGAAACACUACGUCGCAACUUGAGAGCGUCGCCUUCGGUCCAAGCUGUCCAAAUUCUCGAUGAUCAGCAUCCCAUCUCUCUUCCUUCUGGCAAUAAAAUGGCAGACAAGGAGUGGAAGUACCACCUUCUAAACACAACUCCACUUCCUGCUCAACUUGCUUCUCUCGACUCUCCUUCUAUCCUUCGCUUGCUGAAGCUUGUCGAAGGCCAACUGGAAAACUGCCGCAAAUCAAACAUUCCGAAGAAUCUUGGCCUGUGGGCUUGGUCUUUAUUGGCAAAGCUAGACGAUGUCGGCUUGUUACAGACUAGAGAAGUCAGCGUAGUUCGAGACCUUGCCAAAAUGGCCAUCUGGGUACGUAUGAUGCAUCACAAAGCCAAGCACGGUAGGUCCAACGAUCCUGACUACGAACACAUCGACAACUACCCAGACGAGAACGCUGCCCAGCAUGAAGAAGGCGAAGUCGUCGACGCAGAUCAAGCAGACGCCACCGCAGCUGGUGCGCCAGAGGUCAAAUCAGUCGAGGAUGCACUAGCAGCACAGAUCCAGAAAGAGAUCGCACCGGAACAGGAUGCACAAGGAGACAUUGCCAUGGACCUGGACUCCGAAGACCAACUCUCAGAUGCCAUUGCUGCUAAGAAGCGCGAGUUGCAGACACAAGCCGAAGCUGAAGCCAAAAAGGAAAACCAAAAGCAAGAAGAGUUCCCUGACACUAACACGUGUGUGACUAUUGACAUGCUUGUCACGGUGGCUAGCGAGUUCUACGGUCAGAAGGAUCUUCUCGUUGGCCGUUUGCCCUGGGAUCAUCCUACUACUGAUUGA
This is a messenger RNA of Aureobasidium namibiae CBS 147.97, 1431 nucleotides long. RefSeq lists its product as uncharacterized. The record is from RefSeq and is a predicted model, not a curated record. The transcript has 2 exons. NCBI's taxonomy places the organism in Eukaryota, Fungi, Ascomycota, Dothideomycetes, Dothideales, Saccotheciaceae. Gene Ontology annotation, cellular component: nucleus; SMN complex. Gene Ontology annotation, biological process: spliceosomal snRNP assembly. Bases 1 to 1431 code for a protein of 476 amino acids.